AUGGCGAUUAAAUCAAUUACUGAGAAGUCCAGGGCAUCUGGUAAAAGGCUAUCCAAGGAGACUUAUAGCGACUACACAUCCGAUGGCAUCAAAGAUUAUGACAUUUUUCUCUUACCUAGCUCUGACUACAAGAUAAUGCUCGGUAUCACCGUCAUGGCUACGGUUGUCAGAUUAUUUAGAAUAUAUCAACCGAGUAGCGUAGUCUUUGAUGAAGUGCACUUCGGUGGAUUUGCCUCCAAAUAUAUAAAGGGGAAAUUUUUUAUGGAUGUCCAUCCACCUCUAGCAAAGCUUCUGCUCACACUAGCAGGAUGGCUAGCUGGGUUUGACGGAAACUUUGAUUUCAAAGAGAUUGGUAUGGACUAUUUGGAGCCAGGAGUACCAUAUGUUGCUAUGAGAAUGCUGCCUGCUGUCUGUGGUGUUCUUCUUGCACCCAUUAUGUUCCUUACGCUUAAAGCCUUAGGAUGUCGAAGUCUAACCUCUUGGAUGGGAGCUUCCAUGAUAGUUUUUGAAAACGGUCUACUUACCCAAGCAAGAUUAAUACUUCUUGACUCCCCUUUACUUGUUAUGACAGCACUAUCUACUCUGUCUUUUAUCUGCUUCACAAAUCAACAUGAACAGGGUCCAUCAAAAGCAUUUGAGCCUACAUGGUGGUUUUGGCUUAUUAUGACUGGGCUAGGACUGGGAGCCACCGUUAGUGUCAAGUGGGUUGGCUUAUUUACAAUCUCCUGGGUGGGAAUCUUCACACUGAUACAGCUCUGGACUUUACUUGGUGAUACGAACCAUGUCAGCUUGCGCUUGCUAGCCAAACACUUCCUAGCAAGAGCUCUGUGCCUAAUACUAAUUCCGUUAACAUUCUAUCUUGUAUUAUUUGGAAUUCAUUUCAUCUGCCUUGUUAACCCGGGAGAAGGAGAUGGAUUCAUGAGCUCUGAAUUCCAGGCCACUCUCAAUACGAAAUCUAUGCAGGAUGUUCCUGUGGAUGUGGCGUUUGGUAGCAAAGUAAGCAUACGGCACCAUUACACUCAAGGCGGUUACUUGCACUCGCACAAUCUAAUGUACCCAACCGGUAGUAAGCAGCAACAGAUCACUCUUUAUCCCCACAAAGACGAGAACAACAUUUGGCUACUUGAAAAUACGACGCAGCCUCUAGAUGUGAAUGGAGACCCUAUCAACGGAACUCAAGCUUGGGAUACAAUAGUGCCACCGGUCUUCAUUAAGGAUGGUGAUGUUAUUAAACUCUUUCAUCUAGCCACACAUCGCCGUCUUCAUUCUCAUGAUAUCAGGCCCCCGGUCACGGAAGCAGAGUGGCAGAACGAGGUCUCUGCGUAUGGAUACGAAGGUUUUCAGGGAGAUGCAAAUGAUUACUUCAAAGUAGAGAUCAUAAAAAAAAUGUCAGAUGGUGGUGUGGCACGGACCAGACUUCGGACAAUUCAGACGAAGUUUAAGCUUGUACAUGUUAUGACUGGUUGUGUACUUUUCUCCCAUAAAGUCAAGCUCCCAGCAUGGGCCUCUGAGCAGCAAGAAGUGACUUGUGCCAAAGGUGCCACACUUCCCGGCAGCGUAUGGUACGUUGAGCAGAAUUCCCAUCCCCAAUUAGACGAGACAGCAGAGAAAGUCAACUACAGGAUCCCCGGCUUCUUUGGAAAAUUCUGGGAAUUACAAAAAGUUAUGUGGCGAACAAAUGCUGGAUUAGUCGAAUCUCACGCUUGGGAAUCUCGCCCACCGUCUUGGCCUUUCUUACAACGUGGAAUCAACUUUUGGAGCAAAAACAACCGGCAGAUUUAUUUAUUUGGUAAUCCUGUGGUUUGGUGGAGCUCGACAUUAGCAAUUUUUACAUAUGUUAUCUUCAAAGGAAUUUCUACUCUUCGUUGGCAGCGACAUUAUACAGAUUACAAGAACCCCACCUUUAAACGUUUUGACUAUGAAGUCGGUACCACUGUCAUAGGGUGGGCAAUGCACUACUUUCCCUUCUUUCUCAUGCGUCGUCAGCUUUUCCUACACCACUACUUUCCAGCUCUUUAUUUUGCCGUCAUUGCAUUCUGUCAAAUUUUCGAUUAUAUCACGGCUCGCCCAAGCAUCUAUCGGCUCCGAAAAUCUCCUUUAAUCGCUCGUACAGGUGUCUUCAUAUUCUUAGCCUUGAGUAUAGUAGCUUUUGUUAUGUAUUCGCCCUUGGCAUAUGGGAAUAUGUGGACACAAUCUGCCUGCCGAAAAGUUCAAUAUUUCAAGUCUUGGGACUGGGACUGUAAUAUAUUUCAUAGAGAGUACCACCAAUAUUCCUCCAGCACAACGCUUGACACUGGAGCUAUAAAAACUUUAGCGCCUUCUCCUCCUUUACCUCCUGAGCCAGUGCCUCAAAAUCCUGCGGUUGAUGCUCAGAAACCCCUCCUUGUUGAUGAGGUCGUAUUAUCUGAUGCACCCGCAUAUGAUCCUUCCAAACCUCCCUUGGCGGGACAUAGUGUUCUAUCUCGUAUAGAAAAAGUGGAAUACAGAGAUCAAGACGGCAAUCUCCUAGACUUGAAUCAAGUCAAAUCCCUUGAAGGUAAGGUCAGUUUCAAAACUCGAUAUGAGACUCGAACUCGCCUUGCCGAUUCCGAAGAUGAAAAAUGA
This is a messenger RNA of Blumeria graminis f. sp. triticale, 2604 nucleotides long. Lineage: Eukaryota; Fungi; Ascomycota; Leotiomycetes; Helotiales; Erysiphaceae. The record is from the annotation of a GenBank genome assembly.